Molecule: messenger RNA, 1445 nt
Organism: Andrographis paniculata
Lineage: Eukaryota; Viridiplantae; Streptophyta; Magnoliopsida; Lamiales; Acanthaceae
Exons: 10
Coding region: 41-1171 (376 amino acids)
Cellular component (GO): nuclear inner membrane
Molecular function (GO): chromatin binding
Source: RefSeq, a predicted model, not a curated record
AUAGCGUCAAAUAGGGCAAUCGUCCUUCGGGAGAUUUCCGAUGGCGUCCGAAGGUCGGAGGAGGAGAAGGCGUGAGCAUUCGUCUUCCUCCUCUGCAUUGUUUCCAGUGGAACCGCUCCUAGAUUCGCUGCCGUCCUCGCAGGCAGACUUCACUCGUUUGAUCGUGGUGGUUUCCAUUGCAGCUGCUGUGGCGGUGACUUGUACCUUCAUCGCCUCUACUCUAAAUAAGCCGCGCAGACCCUUCUGCGACAGUGAUAUUACUGAAUUUUAUGAUCCCCUGUCUGAUUCAUGCGAACCCUGUCCGAUAAAUGGCAUAUGUAAUGAGGGCAAGUUGAAGUGUCGAUAUGGAUAUAAGAAGCACGGGAAGCUAUGUAUCGAAGAUAGGGACAUCAAUGAAGGAGUUAAAAAACUUACAAAAUGGAUAGAAGUUGUUGUGUGUGAAGCAUAUGCUCAGUUUCUGUGCAGUGGAACUGGAAAAUGUUGGAUUGCAGAGGAUGAGCUAUGGAAUAAUACCUUGGAUGAGUAUCGCGGACUGGACAAGGACUUUUAUAUGGUUUUAAAAGAAAGAGCCAUGGGAGACAUACAUAAUCUAUUGGAGACGAGGACAAAUGAGCAUGGUACUGACGAGUUCAAGUGUCCAGAGAUGCUUGCAAACCAUUACAAACCACUCUCAUGUGCUGUUCGACACUGGAUUAUCAAGCAUGUCAUACUUGUAGUGUCAUCUUGUGCAUUGUUUGUAGGAUGCAUCCUGAUAUCAUUCAAGGCUUACCGAAGGCAUCAAUUUUCUCUCAGAGUUGAACAGAUUUACCAUGAGGUAUGUGAUAUACUUGAAGAGAAGCCAUUGAUUUCCCGAAGAAGUGGUGAAGGCGAGCCACCCUGGGUGGCUGCAUCCUGGCUGCGGGAUCAUCUGCUCUCUCCCAAGGAAAGGAGGCACCCUUCUCUAUGGAGAAAGGUUGAGGACCUGGUUCAGGAAGAUUCUCGUGUAGAUCAGUACCCAAAGUUAGUGAAGGGUGAAACCAAGGUGGUUUGGGAGUGGCAAGUUGAAGGUUCUCUAGGCUCUUUGGAAAAGAAAAGACGAGGCGAUGGAAGUGCAUCAAAGUUGAAGGAAGCUAUGAAUUCUUCUUCAAACAUUCAGAAGAAGAUGCAGGCUGGUAAAGUCCAGAUUCUUUAGUUUUGCGUGAUAUUCUUUCUGCAACUGCUGUAUGGAAUAUGUUGUAGUGCCCGAUGCCUGUGCUGGGUUGUUCUCAAUCUCUCUGUCGAUGAAGGUGAGCUUUUAAAUCUCAGUGUAAUGAUAAUGCCAACUGAUUGGAAUACAACCCAUCAAACUUCCAGAAAUUCGAACAUUUCAUGUUUUUAGUAAUUUAUAUAAUUUUUUACAUUGUGUUAAAUUCAUUAAGACGCCCUUCAUAAUACUGAUGGUAUAUGUAACAUCAUCCCAUUAAACA